AGAUGUAAAGAUAGUAUAGAAAUUUCUUAGAACUCAAAAUAUGGAAGAACUUAACCAACUCAAAUAAACUAGUAACUGAUACUUUCAUCUGAAAUUUACAUCCUUAACAAGAUAUAUGCUGAUUUUUCUUUGAGAUUGGAAAGAAAGUUUACCGCUUCACUGCUAUAUUAGUGUCACUUUUACUUUGUUUUAGAAUAAAAUAAUACAUGUGAUGUGAAUGUAGAAUAAUUCUACUUACUUCAUGCCCAUUGGCACUAUAAUUGCAGUUACACUUCCCUUGCAUUUAUUAAAUCUUUGUUCACAUCUCUCAUGUGAUUUGCAUUGUGUUUCUUUAUGGAUUGCUGUAUGGCCAACUAAUUCUUCAUAUACAUUCAUGUGCUUUGGUUCCUUUUGCCUUUUUUUUUUUUUUUUUUUAAGUUCUGCCUGUAUUAGUGUUUUAAGCUAGUAAUUUCUCCCAUUGAAUACAAUUUAAUUUUUUAUGCAGGGGCAACCCCCUGAUUGCAUACUAAAGGACGCAAAAAACACCAGCAAGCUAAGUUAUUCAAGUUUGCUUAGGAGCAUUAAUCCUAUGAGCAGAUCUAGAGUUUAUCAAGCUUUGGCAGAAGAAGAUAUUGAAGCUGAUGCCAAGGGCAAUGAUGUUGAUCUCAGUCUGAUAUUGAUCAAUGUGAAGCAUAUUACGAAGCUGCUAGGGGAACAAGGAAGAGAAGAAUAUAUGGUCUUGGAUCUCAAGCACAAAGUUAUCUGCUUUUUGUUGGAAAGAACAAAAUUAUGCACUAACAAUACUUGAUGGAUGUGUGGGUUCUUUUGGUAGUUGACAGCUUGAUGU
Molecule: messenger RNA, 826 nt
Organism: Lycium barbarum (goji berry)
Lineage: Eukaryota; Viridiplantae; Streptophyta; Magnoliopsida; Solanales; Solanaceae
Exons: 2
Coding region: 479-787 (102 amino acids)
Source: RefSeq, a predicted model, not a curated record